Molecule: messenger RNA, 510 nt
Organism: Lasiosphaeria miniovina
Lineage: Eukaryota; Fungi; Ascomycota; Sordariomycetes; Sordariales; Lasiosphaeriaceae
Exons: 1
Coding region: 1-510 (169 amino acids)
Source: RefSeq, a predicted model, not a curated record
AUGGCGUAUGGCGAUUGGAAUGGCAACCCAACCACGACUCCCGUCGCCAUUGCCCUGGCUGUGUGCUUUUGCUGGGUCCCGGUCCUGGCCGUUCUUAGCAUCUUUAGGAAAUGCCGAGUUCGUUUUCGUGCCUACUUUGAGGAGCGUGGGUGGGUUGCCCCAGUCCCGGACGAGGAGAAGCUUCUCGCCCGCCAGCAGAAAGCGCCCGAAAUUUGCAUACCCCCGCCCGUUCAUAAACGUAGGAGCCAUCAGAGAUCCCACUCAGCCCUGACCUACAACUCGGCCGCCAGCAACGAGACGCUAAGGAGGGUAGACACCGCCUCGAGUUGGGACCCAGUACGGCACUUCGAUCCCCCGGGGGCUAGUCCACCCCCGUCGAUAGCGCCCUCGAUGGCCAGGAAUAAUUCUCUACGAUCCAACUUCUCUCGGCCCACACAGAGCCGAGAAGCCUCGGUGCGGUCCGUCUCGAGUACAACGACGCUUACGGCCGGCGUCCAGGGCCGUACUUGA